AUGGCCUCAUCACAGAAUGUGGAGAUGGAGGCUGCAAAGUUUCUGCAUAAACUUAUUCAAGAUUCUAAAGAUGAGCCAGCAAAGCUGGCUACUAAACUCUACGUGUGGGAAGGAACACUCAAUGCCAUAUCAAGUGAUAUCAAGGUAAAAUGCCCACUACUCAGCACCCUAACUCCUCCACAUGCAGUUAUUUAA
Messenger RNA from Sphenostylis stenocarpa, 195 nucleotides. NCBI's taxonomy places the organism in Eukaryota, Viridiplantae, Streptophyta, Magnoliopsida, Fabales, Fabaceae. The record is from the annotation of a GenBank genome assembly.